AUGGACGUGGACGUGGACGUGGACGUGGACAUGGACGUGGACGUGGACGUGGACGUGGACGUGGACGUGGACGUGGACGUGGAUGGACGUGGACGUGGACAUGGACGUGGACGUGGACGUGGAGUGGGACUGGACGUGGACGUGGACGUGGACGUGGACAUGGACGUGGACGUGGACGUGGACGUGGACAUGGACGUGGACGUGGACGUGGACAUGGACGUGGACGUGGACGUGGACGUGGACGUGGACGUGGACGUGGACGUGGACGUGGACGUGGACGUGGACGUGGACGUGGACGUGGACGUGGACGUGGACGUGGACGUGGACAUGGACGUGGACGUGGACGUGGACGUGGACAUGGACGUGGACGUGGACGUGGACGUGGACAUGGACGUGGAGAUGGACGUGGACAUGGACGUGGACGUGGACAUGGACGUGGACGUGGACGUGGACGUGGACGUGGACGUGGAGAUGGACGUGGACGUGGACGUGGACGUGGACGUGGACGUGGACGUGGACGACGUGGACGUGGACGUGGACGUGGACAUUGGACGUGGACAUGGACGUGGACGUGGACGUGGACUGGACGUGGACGUGGACAUGGACGUGGACGUGGACGUGGACGUGGACGUGGACGUGGACGUGGACGUGGACGUGGACGUGGACGUGGACGUGGACGUGGACGUGGACGUGGACAUGGACGUGGACGUGGACGUGGACAUGGACGUGGACAUGGACGUGGACGUGGACAUGGACGUGGACGUGGACAUGGACGUGGACGUGGACGUGGACAUGGACGUGGACGUGGACGUGGACGUGGACAUGGACGUGGACGUGGACGUGGACGUGGACAUGGACGUGGACGUGGACGUGGACAUGGACGUGGACGUGGACGUGGACGUGGACGUGGACGUGGACAUGGACGUGGACGUGGACGUGGACGUGGACGUGGACGUGGACGUGGACAUGGACGUGGACGUGGACGUGGACGUGGACGUGGACGUGGACGUGGACGUGGACAUGGACGUGGACGUGGACGUGGACAUGGACGUGGACGUGGACGUGGACGUGGACAUGGACGUGGACAUGGACGUGGACGUGGACGUGGACAUGGACGUGGACGUGGACGUGGACGUGGACGUGGACAUGGACGUGGACGUGGACGUGGACAUGGACGUGGACGUGGACGUGGACGUGGACGUGGACGUGGACGUGGACGUGGACGUGGACGUGGACAUGGACGUGGACGUGGACGUGGACAUGGACGUGGACGUGGACGUGGACGUGGACAUGGACGUGGACGUGGACGUGGACAUGGACGUGGACGUGGACGUGGACGUGGACGUGGACGUGGACGUGGACGACGUGGACAUGGACGUGGACGUGGACGUGGACGUGGACAUGGACGUGGACGUGGACGUGGACGUGGACGUGGACGUGGACGUGGACGUGGACGUGGACGUGGACGUGGACGUGGACGUGGACGUGGACGUGGACGUGGACGUGGACGUGGACGUGGACGUGGACAUGGACGUGGACGUGGACGUGGACAUGGACGUGGACGUGGACGUGGACGUGGACGUGGACGUGGACGUGGACGUGGACGUGGACGUGGACAUGGACGUGGACGUGGACGUGGACGUGGACAUGGACGUGGACGUGGACGUGGACGUGGACGUGGACGUGGACGUGGACGUGGACGUGGACAUGGACGUGGACGUGGACGUGGACUGGACUGGACAUGGACGUGGACGUGGACGUGGACGUGGACAUGGACGUGGACAAGACGUGGACAUGGACGUGGACGUGGACGUGGACGUGGACGUGGACAUGGACGUGGACGUGGACGUGGACGUGGACGUGGACGUGGACAUGGACGUGGACGUGGACAUGGACGUGGACGUGGACGUGGACAUGGACGUGGACGUGGACGUGGACGUGGACGUGGACGUGGACGUGGACGUGGACGUGGACAUGGACGUGGACGUGGACAUGGACGUGGACGUGGACGUGGACGUGGACAUGGACGUGGACGUGGACGUGGACGUGGACGUGGACGUGGACGUGGACGUGGACGUGGACGUGGACGUGGACGUGGACAUGGACGUGGACGUGGACGUGGACAUGGACGUGGACGUGGACGUGGACGUGGACAUGGAGUGGACGUGGAGGUGGACAUGGACGUGGACGUGGACGUGGACGUGGACAUGGACGUGA
This is a messenger RNA of Closterium sp. NIES-65, 2217 nucleotides long. NCBI's taxonomy places the organism in Eukaryota, Viridiplantae, Streptophyta, Zygnematophyceae, Desmidiales, Closteriaceae. The record is from the annotation of a GenBank genome assembly.